UAACUCAAAAUAAUUUGGGCGAUUUAUCCCGAGUGAGUGACACGGGCGCCGAGCACCCGUUACUCUUUUUGAAAAAUUUCUCGCUCUAGGGUUUCAAAUUAUCUGUCAAUCAUCCACCACAUUUCCUUCAAUUCUUUCUGUUUUCAUUAUAAUAAUUUCAAUUGAAUUUCAUGCUAUAAUCCAAAUCACACAACUUUAUUACCUCAUCAAACCCUAAUCACUCAUGAACUUCACCGAUCCAGCAAUGUCACUCUUGGCCGCUACCGGCGGCGACACCGUCAAGCUCUUCGACGUUUCAAUAGAUCCCGGCGAUCCCUGUGUUCUCAGCCACACGCCGUCACCUGGUUCUCAAGUUAAUUCUGUCAAGUGGAACCACACCAAUUUGGUGGUGGCAAGUGCUGGUGAUGAUAAGCGGAUAUCGUUGUGGCGGAAGAAUGGUCAGAGUAUGGGGACUAUUCCUGCUGCUGGUACUGAUAGUGGUGAUAAUAUUGAGGAGUCUAUUUUCACUAUCAGCUUUAGUACCAAAGCGUCACGUUACAUUUGUUCCGGUGGAAGUGGUCAAGUUGUGAGAAUAUGGGAUCUGCAGAGAAGGAGAUGUAUAAAGUGGUUAAAAGGUCACACAGACACAAUAACAGAUGUCAAAUAUAAUUGCAGAGAUGAACAUUUAGCUUCCAUUAGUCUCGGUGGUGAUCUUAUUAUUCACAAUCUUGGAUCGGGUGCAAGGGCUACCGAACUCAAGGAUCCUAAUGGGCAGGUCUUGCGGGUGCUUGAUUAUUCACGGGCUAGCAGGCAUCUUUUAGUGACAGCUGGCGAUGACGGUUCUGUUCAUCUAUGGGAUACAACGGGUCGCAACCCAAAAGUUUCUUGGUUAAAGCAACAUUCUGCACCGACAGCUGGCAUUAGUUUUUCGCCGUCUAAUGACAAGAUAAUCGCUAGUGUCGGACUCGAUAAAAAGUUAUACACCUUUGACUCGGGAGUUAGAAGACCCUCGUUUUGCGUGCCAUACGAGUCACCUUUUUCUUCAGUGGCAUUUCAUGAUGAUGGAAACACACUGGCAGCUGGCACAACAACUGGACAGGUGGUAUUUUACGAUGUGCGUGCAAAGCCACAACCUAUUACCGUUCUUCGUGCUUAUGCUAAUUCUGAGGCUGUCACAAGUUUAUGCUGGCAAAGAUCAAAACCGAUUUUUGUAAACGAAAAGACGUGUACACCUGAUACGGCUCUCAUGGGUGGUACCGUGGAUGAUUCGAUUGUUAUGCCGGACCCGCUUCCGUCAUCAACAACAUCUGCUACUUUAAUUUCCGGGUCCCGUAACUCUGGUAAUGAUUCAUUUGCAGCAGCGGAAGAAACGCCAUUGAGAAGCUCUUUAAGGGUUGGCAGAUUACACGUGUCGCGUGGUUUUAAUAUUAAAGAUGACAUGGAGGUGUUUUCUCCACUUGUGGAAGUUCAACCGAUUACACCGUCCUUUGAUAAGUUAUUUGAAGGAACCAAAAACGAUUUUAAUAAAAAGACUGCUCUGUUGUUUCCUUCGUCGAAAAGAUUUUCGCUUGCAACCGAUGUUGGCGGUGAUCAUCCUCACUCGAUUUUUGACUCGAAAAGAUUCUCGCUUGCAACUGAUAUUGGCGGCUCAACUUUGGCACAGGAUGACAACCACAAUUCUGUAUCUCAACCAUUAUCAUCUCCCGUAUCAUCAAAACCCGAUGAACCGUCAUCGAUAACUCCUCCGGAAGCUUGGGGUGGCGUGUCAGAUAAAUUUAUGCGUCCACGUCAACAAGGGACACUACCCUCUCGCUUUGCCACAUUGGCAUCUUCGUCUAGUUUAUCUUCAGGAUCCAUGAUGGCGGGACUUCAAGACCUAAGUUUGCCGUCAACCCAAACGGGUAUUAAUUUCCGGGUCAGGGAUAACUCGUCAAGUCAAGAGAGUCCGUUGACUUAUUCAGAAAUCCCGUUUGGCUCUACUCCUCUUUCACUUGGUUUGAAAGGGAAUUUAGAUUCUUCUGGACUUGCGUUGACCCAAACACGGAGAUUUAGAAGCUAUGAUGAGAGGAUGAGUACUAAUGCGGCUUACAGUGACGGGACAUCUAUUGCUAUGGGGUCCCCAAAAACAAAGAAAACAGGGCCUGAAACGAGAGAAGAAAUUUUGAAUAGCUUUACACCAAGGCAUGAGACGUCGGCUGUCACGGAAUCGGGAAUUACUCCAUCUGCAAAUGGUAUGGACACGCAACCCCAAAAAUCACCGUUGCAUCCUAAUUCACAGCAGCAGCAACAGGGAUCUUCUUCUUUCUCACUUCAACUAUUUCAAGGCACGCUUGACGAAGCUCUUGCUUCUUUUCAGAAAUCCAUUCAUGAAGAUGUUAGAAACCUUCACAUUGAAGUUUUAAGGCAAUUUCAUAUGCAAGAGGUGCAAAUGUCAAAUGCAAUGAGCUCAAUUUUGGAAACACAAGCAGAGCUUAUGAAGGAAAUCAAAGCAUUACGCAAAGAAAACCAGGAACUCCGCCAGCUGCUGUGAACAUUAGCUGUUUACUCGCGUGUCGUGUUUUUAUAAAUCAUUUAAAUUUGCUUUUUCAUUGCAAAUUAACCAUCUUUCUUAGUGUGAUUUUCUUUGUAAUAUUAAAAGAUACUGAUGGUUUUUGUGUAAAGAAAAGUUAAGUGGCAUGGUUUCAAAUGGGUGAAAAUUCAUUUUCAACAUAAAA
Helianthus annuus (common sunflower) is the source of this 2693-nucleotide messenger RNA. RefSeq names its product protein NEDD1. Lineage: Eukaryota; Viridiplantae; Streptophyta; Magnoliopsida; Asterales; Asteraceae. Bases 224 to 2509 code for a protein of 761 amino acids. The record is from RefSeq and is a predicted model, not a curated record. Gene Ontology annotation, biological process: regulation of phragmoplast microtubule organization; regulation of mitotic spindle organization; regulation of microtubule nucleation. Gene Ontology annotation, cellular component: kinetochore microtubule. The transcript has 9 exons. Gene Ontology annotation, molecular function: protein binding; gamma-tubulin complex binding.